AUGCGCUCUAUAUCUGGGACGCGGGCAGAGGUACGGACUGGGCUAUCGAGCGAGUCUGCGCGGUUCUUGACGCUCACGCAGAUGGACGACCUGUGGUGUCAGCACCUGGAGAACAUGAAUCUCCUCAAGGAGAGCGUGUCGAUGGAGGUCUUCAGGGGACGAAACCCCCUAGAGGAGUUUGGGGCACAGGGCAAGGAGAUGUUCUUGGACCUGCUGGACAACGUACGGCGAAACACCGUCUACUCGUUGCAGAUGUACAAUCCCAGCCCCAAGACUGCUGGCGCCGAGAAGUAGCGAAUAGAAUUAGGCCGAGAAACAGGAAACAUUACCGACUCCGCGGCGUUUAGUUUUUUUCACGGUACAAUAGUGUAGAAGAAUGGUCUCCACUG
Molecule: messenger RNA, 389 nt
Organism: Ectocarpus sp. CCAP 1310/34
Lineage: Eukaryota; Phaeophyceae; Ectocarpales; Ectocarpaceae
Source: the annotation of a GenBank genome assembly